GAAGCACCUAUGAUAGAUUUUAGUUCUUAUCCUCUAAAGUGCUCUGUUUCCACAUAUAUAUACACACACACACAUAUAUAUAUGACUUGAAAGAUGUGAAAUUUUGACAUUGAUGAGGCACUGGCCCCAUGUAAUUAUUAUGAAUGUCUUGCAAGUGCUAUGAUGCAUUGAAUGUAUCAGGCGCUUUUGGCUUGCGGAGAUCACAAGUCAGCAGAGGCAAUGCGAACUAAAAUUCCUAAAGACGAUCCAGAUGUACGGGAUGUCAUCAGAGCAUUCCAAGUGACUUACCCCAAGUCAACAACACCUGCAAAGCCCAACAAGCGGCCGCAGCGGCAACAUAACAAGUAAAACUGAAAGCAAAGCACUAACUUGAACAGAAUAGGAUUCAACAUUCUUUGUCCUAGAGAAAUCCUCCAGGCAUUUUUUCUUGUAUUCUUCCUGUUAGGUCUAGCUCUUUAUUUUCGUAUUUCUGUAGCUGCUGCUUUUUCUUACCCUCCCUUUCUCACUAAAACGUACGUGUUUAGCAACUUUGCUAAGUAUGCAUGGAAACCAAAAGGGGUUGAUGAUGCUGUGGAGCAUGGAAUGAUAUCUUUAAACGUAUCAUCAUAUUAAAGACUCUUCUAUAUAAAGUUGUAUCACAGUAAAAUGAAAAAUUAUACUUCUUCGCUAGUCUUUGUAAAUGUACUUUGAGAACUCUCAACCGUAGAAAAAGUAUAGAUGGAGACAUCUUCUGAUUCAGUCUUGCCUUGUAAGUGGGAGUAAAGGUGUAAAUAAGGAUUUUAACUUUGU
Messenger RNA from Rubroshorea leprosula, 789 nucleotides. Lineage: Eukaryota; Viridiplantae; Streptophyta; Magnoliopsida; Malvales; Dipterocarpaceae. The record is from the annotation of a GenBank genome assembly.